AUGGUGGAACCAAAGUGCACGAGUGCUAAUCGGACGACUAUAGAGGAACUACUCAAGGACAAGACCUUUGAACCAAGAGCUCGUGAACCACUAUCUGAUCUGGUAUCAGAGAAAUAUCUCGCAUGUUUGAGUGAGUUCGCGAAGGGAGACCAUAAGCAGUGUGUGCAGUGCAUGCUGGCGAACGGGCUCCUGAAUGCAGAGCUUUUGCGUACCGAUCAUCGAGUGUGGAAACUUUUUGUGAGUGCUUGCCAGGAGGUAGAUUUCCAACUUCUUGGGACCAGCGUGAUGAGAGCCGUCCGUGCUACUUUUGCAGAUGUCGAGUAUUCUGCAUUUGAAGAAAUGCUGGCCCGUGAACCUCUUAAUGAGCGCAUAGCGGGUCUGUUAGCACAAUCUAAGUGCUACUUCAAAGUCGCAGAACUGGACAAUGCAACCUCGUCGAUGGAACGCUUGUCCGUUCUCACCAAAAAUAGCAUAAAUGAAGUCAUUUCGCUCGUGGAGGGUGGUCAAGAAGCGCGACAGCUCCGAGACCUCGUCAUAUUUUACCUCGUAACUAUUCAAGUGCGUGGGCUGCAUAAUCGGGAUCCCAAGGCUUUGUUUGCAGGUUUAUACGAAGAAAUGCCAAAACUUCGAAUUGUCUUGCAACAAAAUGUGGAACUAACAGGGUCGGGCGCGACGCUGGAUACCUGCAUAGUUCAAGAGCUCAACAAUGCAAUAGAGAAAAAGAAGACUAUUCAGGUGCGCACCACGACCCAAUCUAGCCGACACAAGUCCAAAAGUGUUUCGCAAAAGGAUGCGGACAAAAUGCAUACGAAACACCCAAAAGAUCCGCUUUCACAUACAAGCACUGAUUUUGAAACUCCCCGCAAAUCACAGACGCAAUUGAUCUCCUUUUCUCGAUUGACACACCUCAAAGGCCAUUUGGUGAAGGUGCAACAGUUUGUGUUGAACAAAAACGUCGCACCCGUUAUCAUUCUGGCUCUUUUUUUCGCGCUCAAAAAAUCACAAACGCUCGUACAGCUUGCCCAAAAAACUCCAGCUCUGUCCAAGCGCUUGAUGGCACUCCUGAAUCUCCUGUUGAGCAUCUAA
This is a messenger RNA of Lachancea meyersii CBS 8951, 1086 nucleotides long. NCBI's taxonomy places the organism in Eukaryota, Fungi, Ascomycota, Saccharomycetes, Saccharomycetales, Saccharomycetaceae. The record is from the annotation of a GenBank genome assembly.